CAGUUGGGUUUUCUGGGAGCCAAACGAUAUUACACUCACGGUGGAGGUAAUGGAGCCAUUUGGCUCUCUCGAGUGGACUGCCAAGGAACCACGCAUGAAACUACAAGUCUGUUGCAAUGCAGGUACAGUGGGAUUGGGAGACACUCUUGCAAUCAUGGACAGGAUAUUGGAUUAGAAUGCGAAAGUCUGGUAAAAUUCGUUCUUUGGAUGGGUAUCGAGUUUACAGGCUCAAAAAAUAACUCUAUCUUCGAAUACGUUGACAUCUCCCAAGCGUACGAAGCAAUAAGGGGCGUAGGAUUUCUUCCAAUCCUCGAUCACGUGCGCAUUGAAAACUCGGUAUACGGAGUGAGGUCCGUUAAUUCGAGUUCCCAACUGACCAUGCGUAAUAGUAGGGUCAGGAACAGUCGUUUCACUGGUAUCGACAUUAAAGGAAGACUUAGGGAUGUCACUCUGGAGAGCACUAUGGUGGAGAACACAACUCUUGGACAAGGCAUGUUUUACCGUGGUACUGUCCUUAAUGCAGUGGAUUUUUGUUCCUUUGAUGCGAACAAUAACACAGCCUCAUUUCCAUUGAUUUUCCAAGCGUUUGGCAAAGCAUAUUCCAAUGUAGAAUGUGCCAAGGUAAUACGAGCUAAGCCAGGGCAGCACUUGGCUCUGCACUUUCGAUCCAUCACUGGUGCGUAUUUGGAGCUGCACGUCCACGAUGGAAAUUCAACCAAUGCAACAAAACUCAUGUUCCUGGACGAGUUUACAGGUACCAAUCAGGCUGUCACUCCAUACUCAAGUUCUGGUCACGAACUUUACAUAAGAUUUCGAUUUAGUGGUGGCAGCUCAGACGCCAGGGUGAAAUUCAUGGUAACGGCCGACAAAGAUUGUUGCUCUCUCAGAAUUUUCCGCUGUGCAUUCAAUGAUAACAAAGCAACUGGAUUAUACUUAGAAAAUUUCAUAGGAAAUAUGAACAUUUCCUCGACCUCCGUCUUAAGGAACAAAAUGGACGGAAUGAUGAUAGACAGAUUUCAGGGGAAAAUGAAGAUAUUCGAUACUCACGUGAUUAACAACAGCGCCAAUGGUCUUCGAAUUGUAUACAGCAGCUUUUUAUCAUGUACAAUUCACCAAAUGUUUUCCAAAAAGAAUACGCUAAAUGGACUAUAUUUUUUGCGCGUUGCCCUCAAAAGUAAUUUUUCUGACUCAGUGUUUAGUGGAAAUGCUCAUAGCGGGCUAGCAAUAGCUUACGGUGCUGGUAAGGUCAAAUGUUGGAACGUAACCUUUGGUUUAAAUAAACAUUGUGGAGUACGGUUUUCUGAUGGUAAAGUAUCUACCAACUUCAAAUAUUGCGAUUUUUCACGCAACAGUCACGAUGGUGGUUAUAUUUCAAACGAGGAGGGAACUCAUCAGUUUUUUAAUUGCACAGCAAGUUUAAACUCCAGGUAUGGAAUUAGUUUGUGCGAUCCUCCACGUGAUAUCUCUCGACAGAGACACUAUUUUAAACAUCUUACUCUGACAGAUUGCGUGAUCAGUGAAAAUGCCAACUAUGGUGUUAAAUUAGCCCUUGAGAAACAUACUUCAAAUGUUUCUAUCACAAUUAACAAAAAUCGCGUAGCAAGUAACAGCGGAGGAGGAAUAAUCUUGUCUCCGGACCACAACCGGUGGUAUUUUGAUAGACCAAGAAGAGUGACGGCCCUUUUGGAGAACAAUCACUUUGAACAAAACAAAGUAAAUGCAAUUUACGUGUACUGCACAGGUUUCCUCGGCAUAGACGCUUUAAUCGAUUCAAACGUUUUUGUGAACAACACGGAAAAAGUAAUCAAACUUUUUGAUGAUAUCAGUUGUGGUAGCUAUAGGAGUAACCCUGUCAAUGUCAAAAUCAGCAGAAACAGAUUUAACAACAACCGUGUCGAAAAUGCUGUAUUUAUAGACUUCUACUCAUAUCCUGAAGCUCGAUUAGCCGUCUUAACAAAUAACACUUUUGAAGACAACGAACCCCAUCUAAAAAAUCUUUUUCCAAAUUUUUUUAAACGGCUCACAAGUCGGGCGAUCAUUGUCUUUAAAGAAGGAAGUUUUACUUUGCGUGAAAACAUCUUUGAAAAUCCCGCCUUCGCUUAUCAAAUCUCUACGCUGCUUUAUGAUCAUCGUCGAAUUAUUGACGCAAAGCGCAACUGGUGGGGCACGCCAGAUGAGUGCAAAAUCUUUGACAAGAUCUUCGAUUUUCAUCACAGAGUUCAGUUGUCGCAGGUGGCUUUCUUCCCGUAUUUCCUCUCUUCAGAAAAACGUGUCAUUCGUUCGAAUACCUCCAGACCAAGCUGUUUUCUACGAGGUUCAACGAUUGGCGGAAUCGUGGAUAGACCGCUUACCCUGUCAAUUACUGAAUCGCCCUACUAUGUUCGAGAUGACAUCAUUAUCUUGACCAACGGGACUUUGGUGGUACCAAAAAAUGUUACAUUGCUGUUUCCUUCCAGAUCAGCCAUGGUUGUAUAUGGAACGCUUCUUGUCAAUGGAACCGAAAGUGAAAAAGUGAGAUUUACGAAAAUAAUUCACCGGGGAGCAUUUCGUCUUAGCGGGGGUGCCGGCCCAUGGGAAGGUAGAUUGGAAUUUUUAGUUAAUGGCACCUGGUGGCCUCUGUGUCUUUCGCAUUACAGAUCGUUUACCUCAGAGGCCAAAAUAAUUUGCCAACAACUUGAUCUUACAUAUUUCUCUCACAGUUUCAAACAACCCUCUGGAAACGAACCUGGUUUCCUUCAUAACGUUGUCUGUGAUGAGAACGUCGAUAGUGACAUAAUGAACUGUAGUUCCAAAACAAGGAGCUAUAGAUCUUCAUGUGGUGAGUACAUCGUGCACGUGUUUUGUCAACAAUACAAUUGGGCGGGACUUCAUCUAACAAUGACACCACAUCAAACCUUUCUACGGCACCUGGAAAUAUUUGAUGCUGGUUUCGCUCAUCGUAGUGACAUCCAAAUUCCUGGUGCCGCUCUUAAAGUAGACUUCUAUCAUCACAAUGUUCGUAUGAGCAAUGUUUUCAUAAACAACUCCGUUGGAUCCGGUAUAGAAGUGGUAUAUCAGAGUCCGUUCCACUACAGGUCGUUGAUACCCCAUUCUACAAUAUCAAAUACAAAGUCACAUGGUAUCCUCUCGCAUUCUCCUUCCCUAAUGGUUACAGACAUAUGCAUGGAAAGAAACAGUGGCAAUGGUUUCAAAUUUCUAAGUACGACAAGCUUGUGGGAAAACACAUAUAAAUUCACUGCCAAAAUGACCAACCAAGACAUGAGCAAGGUUCUCCAUGUCUGCUCUGAGAAUGAAACUGUUGUACCAGCAGGUAAAGUGUUUCACUUUUCCUUAGAGAUAUUGGAAGAGAAAUCAAGCUUCAAAUGUCACCAUAUCUUGAGGACAGAAACCGAACAUAAAAUUGUCAUUCAAGAGCUUUACAAAUCAGCUCAUUGGCAUGCAUCUUAUCUUUACUUGCACGUGUACGAUGGAGUAAAUAUAUCUCAAGGGUCCCCAUGGACGAUGGGGCUGUCAUCAUGGGAUAAUCAGCUAAUCUUUAACUCAUCAAAUUCGUCUAUUUCUUUUGAGUUUUAUAAGCGUGCUGGAAUUAGUGGAGUAAUCAAUUUCUUGGUGUUUACAGUCAAAGCCAGCGAAAAGCUUGCAUACAUCGGUGGAGAAAUUAGGUUAGCUCGUACAAAGGUUUCUAGCAGUCUUCAAGGAGCUGUUCUUGUUGGAGGUUCCAUGUUGAAAUAUCUCAGCAUCGUUGACACAGAAUUAACUGCCUCCCAAGAAUUCGGUAUCAGACUUGCACCGAUCGGCAUUGAGGUUAUUGAAAUCAUCUCAACAAGUCUCCAUCGCAACAAGCAAGGAAUUAUCAUACAGCAUCUUACUUCCAAAGAACUUAUCAUACAAAACUGCAUUAUUAACAGUUCCCUUCUUCAUGGAGUCUAUAUGUUAAUCGAGGGAAGAUCUCACAGUGACAAAGACUCAAUCACGAUUGUAAACUCGACCAUUACAGCGAGUGGUGACUAUGGAUUGGUGACCUAUGAUCACGCCUACGGGUCGCGCCCAGAUUUAUUAUUAAUUAAUAAUAGUUUUUCUCUAAACAAGAAGGGAGCCAUUUACCACAAUAUCUAUACUUAUUAUGAUAGUUAUUCCCCCGCCAUAGUAACUCAUUCCAAUUAUUUUUUUCGCAAUCAAGGAUCCACUGUGGAAAUUUCACUUAACAGGAAUAUUGAUCAAACCUUUACUUUCACUAAUAAUUCCUUUAGGGAAAAUCAAGGCUUCAGUGUAAUCUUGUUGAAGACCAGGUCCUGGCACUAUGGACGGAGAUCAACCGUAAUUAUUCAAGGUAAUUUAUUUUUGGCGAAUCGAUGCCCAGUCAACGGAGUGAUUUACAUUGGCAGAUAUGCAAGUCGUGACAGCUUUGAGGUUGAAAAUAACAACUUCACACGGAAUUUAGGACCCUGCGUGUUUCUAGAAGGCACGGCAUCUUACGUUCAAAUUUCGUUGCAAAAUAAUCUCUUCAAUGAGAAUCUUUGUGAGGAUAAGAGUGUGAUAGAAGUCCAUCGCCUGGACGAGCGCUUUGUUUUGGAAAACAACAUUUUCACAGCAAAUGAGGCAGAAGGUGUGGUUUUCCUUCAGAUGAUCUAUGACAUCUCUCCAUCCCUUCAGAGGAAAAAGGUUGGCUUUAAUAAUAACACUAUAUUUAAUAAUAUCCCUCACUCUUCUGCACAGUUAUUAAACCACGUUAGCUCCUGCGCAGUUGUUUUCACUGGCAUCCUGUCAUAUAAAGAAAUGGAGUUUCACUUCAACAAAUUGAAUAAUAGUCAAUACAGGAGGGAGCUGUGUUUGAACGUAUCUGCUGUUUCCACUCGUGACGUUGUAAACGUCACACAUAACUGGUGGGGCACAAAAAACAUUACUGAAGUGCGUGACAGGAUUUGGGACUUCGAUGACAACUAUGACUUUGCCGUUGCCACAUUAUUGCCAAUUCUUCUGAGUAGAGAUGACCACAUCUUAUCUGCUGUUGGAGAACGUGAAUUUAAAAUCCCUGGCCGUAUUCUGUCAGGGAGAUUGUUGGAGUCUUUAACGCUUCAUCCUUCUCAAAGUCCUUACUUCGUAACUUCGGAUUUAUUUGUUACAGAAAAUGUCACUUUAGCCAUAGAGGCAGGUGUCACAAUCAGCGUAAGCCCCGGAAAGAGCAUACUUGUCGCUGGAACGUUUAAGGCGAAAGGGACAUCUCUACAUCCAGUUGUAUUGACAGUUAAGGAGCCUUCGGACCUAAACAAAAAUUUUCGGUUACCUGUUCGCCUUUUAGAUGGCAGAUUCCCAUGGGAGGGGAGAGCAGAAGUUUUUUACAACAAUACUUGGAAACCAGUGGCUGCUUCAAACUUUAAGGUAGUUAACAAUGUCUCUAACGUACUUUGUAGACAGCUUGGAUAUGGUCCACCAAUGUUUGCAAUUUGGAAGUCUGAUGAAUCUCACUCUAAUACUACUGACUCGUUCCUAAUAGAAUUUUAUUGCUAUGGUAACGAAACAGCCCUAGAUGAGUGCUCUGGAAAUCAGGAAGCGUUAAACAAUACCAAUAUCCUGAGAGAAAUAAAAUGCCAGGGUCAACCUUGGGGGAAUCUGCGCUAUGUAUCCACUGGAGAAGCGAGUAGUUCCAACGCGCGUUCCGUGUUGAAUCACGUUCACUUUUCCCACUGUGGAAGUCACUUAGGAGUGUCGGUACCAGCCAUUGAAGCAGUCAUAACUGCGCCAAAGAUUCAACAUGUCACAAUAAAAAACUGCACCUCCGGCGGCUUAAGAAUCUUCUCUCCAGUGAAUGACAUAUAUCUCAACCACAGCACUUUUUACAACACUGGAGGUUCUGGUAUAAACGUGGUACAGAUACGUGGCAACUUUGUGAUGGAGACCUGCGAAUCAUCCAGAAACCUUCGAGGUCUUUCCGUUGAAGAACCAAAUGCAGAAAACAUCCCUCGAGUCUACUAUGGACGAGUCUUUCUUUGUAGUAUAUAUAAACCUGUUCUGAUAGCGAGUAUCACACUUCUCUACUUUGAUGUUACGCGGCCGAAAAACACAAGGGUAUCGGUAACUUGCCAAAAGGUACUGACAGUGGACAGGGGUAAAGGAAUCAAGGUGACUCUGUUGUACACUAAAGGAACAGGACGGCUGAAAGUUUAUGGCUCUAGGACUCCUUCCAAUUUGAUCAUCGAUAGCUCACAUGCGGGCCUGACUGCUCUUGUACACAAAGAACUUUUCAUUCCACGCAGUAUAGCUUUAUUGGAGUGGGCUGGUGACGUGAACUCGGAAGUCCUUAUUCUGGUAGAAAACAUCAAUAUUGUGGGUAGCCCUUGUACAUUUGAGGUUGGAUACUGUGGUUGGCGUACAUUCAGCAACGUGUCAAUCCAUGGACACAACGUCACCAGAACAUGGGCAAGAUUAGCUUACGGGUGGCCAUUUUACAUACAAGAUUACUCCUACCUUUCUUAUUCCGGAAGAUUCCUCUUCGUCGGCGAUUACUAUGGGGUGUUACAAGACGUUCGCGCCGCCAUCAUCAGCCCAUCCAUAAAGAAAUCUUCCCGCUUCUGCUAUGUGAUGUUCACCUACCGCUUGAGGGGAGAAGAAACUCGAUUGUCUCUUUACUUGGAAACAGGGAAAUUUCCCAAGAUCGAACAAAAGCUCAUCUGGAGAACCAAACAUAGUAACAUUAGAAAGUGGAGAAAGAUAAUGAUAGACAUUCCUAACAACGAUGUUGAUGAGUACAGGCUGAUCCUCGAAGCAAAAUACAACAGGUCGUUUUAUGUCUCACUAAACUACGUCGCUGUGGAUAACCUAGUGCUAAGGAGCUGUUCGCAUGAAGGUGAACAUCGAAUAUUCAACAGUGUAUUUAAUGGUAACUCUCUCCAGAGUAUAGGCUGGACUUCUGUGUCUGAUGGAAGCGAUAUACGAUCUCCUCUCACAAUCGAACGCUGUAAGAUCACCAACACACCCGCCCCUUCUUCAAAAGUGCUUCACAAGAGGGCCAUCUCCAUUGAAAUCCAGGACAACAAGUUUAAACUCAUUAACAACUUUAUAUCUAGUAACCGCAUUGGAGGGAUUGAGGUUAAGCUAGCACAAAGCGGUGGAUCAAGUUUGCGAAAAAAUUUUAUAUACGGCAAUACCUUCUCCUUUAACGCCAAUGGCGCUUUAUCUGUGUCAGGAAGGAAAAGUAACCAAAGUUUUGUUUAUAUUGUCGACAACGCAUUUGACAGUAAUCUUGGGCAUGGCAGUACUCUUAGACUUACCGAUAUACAGAGUGAGGUGGUAAACAAUUUCUUUUAUAACAAUUCUGGACUGUAUACAAUCGAGUUCGAAUUUUCUGGUGCGUUGCCUAAAGAACAGAAAUGCCAACACAACACGUUUUUCCUCAACAAAGACAUUGGUCAAAACUAUGGUGUGACAAUUAUGUCAAACGGGCCAAUGGAAUACUACAAUAAUAACCUAAAAAAUCCAUACAAUCUUUACGAGCUAAGCUCGACGAGGCAAGCAGUUACUGACCCGAUUUUGGCAACACAAAACUGGUGGGGCACUGGAAUAGAUGCUUUUGUUGGUUUGCGAAUUUAUGAGAAUGAUGAUGAUUACAGACUGGGAGCUGUGCAAUACAAACCUUUCAAGAAAUUACCUCCCAGGAACAUCUUAUCCAUUGGUUGUCCUGCUAACUGGUUUAAAGCAGGCUCCACUUGCUACACUAUCAGAAGGGGAAGUAGGAUGCGCAUGGAGGCAGAGGAUUAUUGCCAGUACUAUGGAGGGCAUGUGACGUCGGCGUCUUCACCAAAUGACAUGGAAUUUGUCAACAUGGCGAUGAAGGCAACGAGACCAGACGGUAAAUCCGUCGUGCCAAUUUGGUUGGCAGCUGAAGGCGACUUCGUGGAAAUGAUUGGCAGUGAACAGAGGAACAAGCGCUGUACCAUCAUGACACGUAGUAGAAUUACAAAAGUUGUUCCUUGUAACAGUCUUUAUCCAUUUGUAUGCAGUAGAGGAGCUGUCAUCCGCUGUCCAAAUGGCUGUUUUCACAACGGCGACUGUGUCGGCGCUACUUGCUUCUGUUACCGUGGGUGGUUUAGAAGUGACUGUUCUCAGUAUCACUGCAAUGACGUGCAUAAUUGUUCGGGCAAUGGACAAUGUGUUGGACCAAACGUGUGCAGGUGUACACCGGGAUAUCUCGGUCGAGGAUGUACCUACUCCUAUUGUUCGAAGUUUCAAAGAUGUUCUACCUGCUCCCAGGACCCUUUUUGCGGCUGGUGCGACAGUUCACAGCUGUGCAUUCCGGGAAAUUCUCUCGGGCCCAGGUCUUUCCAGCAAUGUCCAGAUUGGUUCUUCUACACUUGUUACACUACUGGAAGUGUCAGUUAUUGUUCCAGCCAAAUACAGAGAGUGGACUGUGCCAAUAGACAGUGUAACGCUAGCCAUAAAACAACUAAUUCAGAGUCCUGUCAAAAGUGUAAAGAUCUUGAAAAGUGCUACAACAACGUGGAGAGAGGAAAAUGCAGAACUUGGAACGAAACCCGUUGUCCUCAUGGCCUGAUACAUGUAGAUUACACAGAUCCAAAGCGAGUAGAUAAUACUCUAUUACGUACCAAUGUUAAGAUAGUUGAUCCAAAUAGCACCAUCGUUUACCGGUGUCCCGUUCGAAAUGGCCGUGAAGAAUCAAUGACGCUGCUUGUCGCCCCCAGAAGUUUAGGUAUUCAACCUGGUGACAUUCUAGCUAGUGCACAAGCAGGUGGUUUGAUGCACACUAUCAAUCAAACCAUAGCCGCCGGCCCUUUUUCAAUAAUGAUUGGAGAACCUGCAAGGAUUGAGGAUGUUGUCCAGUACGCAGAUUUCACGGAGAAAGUUUCUCCAACUCAGGUGGUCGACGAAUCUACUUCGGAUGAGCAGCCAGAUAUGGAUAAUCUAGUUGACAUUAAGAAUGGAACCUUAAAGCUGAACAACUCUAAUGUUCACAUCUUACCAGAGGGGACAUCUAUUUUCAAGUGCUUGGGACACAUUUAUAAAGUGGAGGAAGGUCUAGCAUAUUCUCAGUUUCUAGUUAUAGAGAAAAAAAACUCGUUCAGUGUUCGACCUGGAGAUGUGGUAGUUUCUGAACGGAGUCACGGCUUUAUUGAAAAGGUGACCAGACUCAACAAGACUUCAAAUAUGGUUUUCAUGGAGACAGAACUCGAGAGGUGUACGGAGAAUUCUACCUGGACACGAAGAUUUACACCCCGAAUCGCCGAUUCUGCAUCUGAUGAUGGCGUAUUUUGUGCUGGUGGUGACAACAGUUAUGGAUUGAUGAUAACCGAAUCAGACGCCGAUCCACAACACGUGUCAACUAAGGAUUCUAUCAUCGGAAGAACCAGUUAUCCCGUCCUCGCAAAGGUUGUGGGAUCAUACAUGAACGGGGAUUUCUGGAUGAUAGAAGUCCUUCCUGUUUUGUCUGUUGAGAAUGGUACAGCUGUUACCAUGGUAAAGCUUGAUCAACUCCAUAAGAAACGCAGAAGACGCAAGAGAGACAAUUAUUAUAAUAGAGAGCUUCCGUUUUCGAAAGCUUUCGUCGCGAAGCCGAUUAAAAUAGCACUUGCUUUCUCAAAAGUGCCGUAUGCAUCGGGCUACAUGACUAUAAACCAUAAACUCUCAAUAUCUUCAAUCCUUACUGUGUCCAUAGUCGUGUCUUCUAAACGAAACCAGAACGGUAAAAUGAUCCCAGAAGAUGCGUCUGUAGGGGUAAAGAUGGAUGGUACUGUCACAUAUGAUGUUGGUGUUGACUUUAUAGUCAAAGCGCGGCUACAUCUCACUAAAGAGAAAUUUCCGAUACUACGUCCAAUUAGGAUAGCAGGAAUUUGCAUCCCCAUCAUUUUCGGGCUAUGCAUACCAUCUGCCAUCUUUUUAGAAGUUUACGGACAACUUGACUUAACAGCUGAGUAUGAAGUUGAACUCCCCAUGAGGAUGGCAAGGUCCAUCAAAUUUAUCAUCGAGGGAAAUUGCAGAGCUCUCGAGGGAUGUCAGAAAGGAAGGAGCCAAGAUGUUGAAACAAAAGCUAAACAGCUGGAAGCAGAGCUUUCUAUAACUCCAAAGCUUAUUCUUGGAAUUCCUGCUGGUGGGACACGGCGCGAGAAAGGAGGUUCUCUGGAUAUCCUGGAUUUUGUUAAAAGGGCUAUUCCGAGUCUCUCGAAUCUCUUUAAUUCGUUCCCGAGCGACGACGACACGGAUGAUGGUGAUGUUUAUUCAGUUUUUUACCUUGAAGACUAUGACUAUGAAGAUCAACGUAUAACUGGGCUGGGUAUUUCAAUUAUUCAACUCAGUGUUGGGGUUACUUACGGGAUCAGGGCAGAUUUUGAUUGGUGCAGUGACUUUUGUAAAACUAAACGACGACCACAUGAACUUAAAAUAACUCCCCUGGGAUUCACGGAGAUGGUCAUUGGAUUGGCGUUUCACUUACCUGGAGGAUCUAGGAAAGGCUUAGAGUUCAAUUUAAUUGGAAACUUGAACUCGAGGGAAAUGAAGCCCCUAAGGAACUGCUUUCAUUUGCCAUGUCCUAAGUCUCUCUGUGAAUGUCCUCAAAAAACAAGGACGACGACAACCAAUCCUACUACAACCGAAAAAACAACAUGGUUUACCACCAGCCCUACCACGACCGAAAAAACAACAGAGUUAUCAACCAAUCCUGCCACGACCGAAAAAACAACAGAGUUGACAACCAACCCUACCACGACCGAAAAAACAACAGAGUUGACAACCAACCCUACCACGACCGAAAAAACAACAGAGUUGACAACCAACCCUACCACGACCGAAAGAACAACAGAGUUGACAACCGAACCUACCACGCCCCGAACGACGACGACAACCAAUCCUACUACAACCGAAAAAACAACAUGGUUUACCACCAGCCCUACCACGACCGAAAAAACAACAGAGUUAUCAACCAAUCCUGCCACGACCGAAAAAACAACAGAGUUGACAACCAACCCUAUCACGACCGAAAAAACAACAGAGUUGACAACCAACCCUAUCACGACCGAAAGAACAACAGAGUUGACAACCGAACCUACCACGCCCCGAAAAAAAACAACUACUCGCCCCACAAAACCGCCUCCGACCACCCCUCCUCCUUGCAGAUGUGAUGGUGGAGCAGAAGCUCUGGUUGAUUCUGAUGGAAGUUGUCGCUGUAAACCGAAAUGCCCGGAAGGAAAAGAACCCGUUAUUGUAAACAAUCGAUACAAGUGUCCAGAACAUCCACCCUGUGGUGAACCUCCAAAUUGCGUUGUGGGAAGGAAAGGACCCGGAUGUACUCAACCAGACGUGCAGCCAUGCUCAGCAAGCUGUUCUGGUAAUGGCUAUGCAAUAGCUACAACAAACUGUGGGUCUCAGUGUAUUUGCUCCUUUUGGUGGAUUGGAACGUGCUGCGAAAUAAGGCUACCGCGAUGGAACUGGGGUGAUCCUCAUCUUGGGACGUUAGAUGGCAUUGAUUUUGAUUACUUUGGAAUUGGCGAAUUCUGGGGAUGUAAAAGUAUCUUCAAUGACUUUGGAAUUCAAUUCCGCUAUUUUGCUUAUCAACGAGCCUCGCUUACAGGGGGCGUGGCAAUUAAGGCGGGACAGAGUGUACUGUCAAUCAUGGCUCUUAACACGAGUAAUCCCGACCAAUUUCCGAAACUACGAAUCGACGGAGGUCUGAUGAACGUCACAUCUCUGAUUGGGAAUAAAGUGAAGCUUAAUAAUGGAACGGUUGUGUUGGAUACCCAAAAAACUUCCACAUCAUCCAAACCAGAGGAAGCACAAGUCGUACUUUUCUCUGUGCAAUAUGAGUCAGGACUUACAAUAACAGCUGAGGUACGUUACAGUCCAAAGAUGGGCCGUCAUUAUCUCAACGUCAUGUUCAUACCCUCAGCAAGAUUUAAAAGCCAAACUGAAGGCCUAUGUGGAGUGAUGGAUGAUGAUCCAUCCAAUGACUUGAGGGGUCCAAAUGGAGAACAAUAUAAUGAUCCUAUUCAGUUUGCUGAUUCUUGGCGCAUAACGGCUGUUCACAACAACUCCGGCCUUCGAGGAUCAUGGUCAUGGAACUCUUCAAACUUUCACAGCGAUGACAUCAUGGAUUCUUCUUACAACGAUCCAAACCAUGUUCCAUUGUACUCUUUAGAUGGCAUCGGUGAUAUCAUUGUCGCGGAAGCUACGGAAGCCUGUUCGUCACUUGGACUUACUGGCGCGAUGUUGCAGAGCUGCAUUUAUGACGUAGCCGUAACAAAUGAUAUGACACUUGCUGGACAAGAGAGCCUGAAACAAAGUUGUCCAAACCAAUGUUCUGGGAAGGGUACAUGCAUUAACUCCACGUGUCAAUGUAUGACUGGUUGGUCUGGAGACAGUUGUCACUUAGGUAACUGCACAAACUGCAGCAUGGAACACGGGCGGUGCGUGAAAGGAUUUUGUGAAUGUGUUGAUGGCUGGGAAGGAGUCAGUUGUGAUCACAAAGCAACAUGCAACAACGUCAACAACUGCACAAGCCCAAGCAACGGGUUAUGUAAGAGGACAGACCAGUGUCACUGUCAUGAUGGAUACAUUGGACAUGACUGCAGUGUUAUUCCUACCUGCUCAAAUGUGUCUGAUUGCUCCAAAAGAGGGAUCUGUGUUGACUUUGAUGUGUGCAAGUGUCAGGAGGAUUGGACUGGAAAGGACUGUACCCAGUUCUCUUGUGAAUCACUCGACUAUUGCUCAAAACGUGGACGCUGCGUGGCUCCUUAUAAGUGCGACUGUGCUCCAGGGUGGACAGGAGCCAGCUGUGCUCUCUUUGAUUGCGCAGGAGUUAACCAGUGCUCCGGUCAAGGGGUAUGUGUAUCAAGUAACACAUGCCGCUGCUACCCAGGAUUCCAAGGGGCGAACUGCAGUGAUGUUGUAGAUUGUGAGAUUCUUGGAAACUGUAGCGGAAACGGAGUUUGUAUUCAAGGGGGAAAUGAUGGAAAUGUCUCUUGCAGAUGUUAUGAUGGAUUUAGUGGUGUGAAAUGCAACAUUUCCUCCUGUCGUUCAAUUGACAAUUGUACUGGUCACGGUGUCUGUGUCGAGGCAAACUUUUGCAAAUGUGACAUGGGCUACAGUGGGGUGGACUGCUCAAAUGUGUCAUGUGAAGGUGUUAACUACUGUUCAGGUCAUGGUGUAUGCAGCAGCUAUGACACAUGUGUUUGCGACUCUUUGUGGCAUGGUGCAGCUUGUAGUGUGGCAGACUGCUCCAGUCUCGAUGACUGUUCAAAGAAGGGCGAUUGCAUUUUACCCAACACUUGCGAGUGUUAUCCUGGAUACGACGGGGCAGCGUGUAACAUGACAGCUGAACCGAACCUACACGCUCCAGCUUUUGCCGCGUCUAUCUACAAUGCCUCAGUCCUAGAGAACAGUCCCCCGGGAACGACAAUUCUCCAAGUGCACGCUAGGGAUGCCGACACAGGCCGGAAUGGGAAACGUUUUUUUUCGAUCGACAACAGUAAUAACGCGAAAAUGGCGUUUACCAUCGACAGCAUCUCCGGUGAUAUUCUUACAUCGUCGGUGUUGGACUACGAAAGUUCCUCUCCUAAUCUGUUUAAGCUGAAGAUCGUGGCUUCGGACGAUGGAAAUCCACGCAAGUCAAGCUUUGCUUUCAUGUACAUCCAUGUUGUCGACGUCAACGACAACUGCCCGGUCUUUCACUUCCCUCAAGCAACGUGGUUCAACAUUUCGCAAGAUACACAAUUAGGUAGACUUCUGACUGUGUUAUCCGCCCGUGACGAGGACAGUGGGCUCAACGGAGAAGUGAGAUACACCUUAUCAAACUCAAGGAACGGUGGAGAGGCCUUCAAAGUGGGUGAAAAAAAUGGAGAACUAAAAGUUGUUGAUAAACUUCAGCCUAAAAAGUACCUUCUGAUAGUUGUGGCAAGUGAUGGAGGAAAAGUUUCGUGCUCCAGUCAUCUGGACAUCACUGUAAAUGUUUUCGCUGAAACUAAAACUACAUCUGAAACUAAAACUACAUCUGAAACUAAAACUACAUCAUUUACCCGCUCGGAAGCCGAAUACAGCUCUCCAAGUGCAAUCACGACAGUAAGUACUGAGGAGAUUCCAGUAGAGGCGCCUACGAAGAGUUGGUUUCUAAAACCCAUUAUGAUCAUUGGGAUUUCCGUUGGCGGAUUCAUAGUUUUCGUUGUAACUGCGACUGUGCUUCUCGCUAUCCUUUCUCGGAAAUUUAAGCGAAGAGUCGAGCCCACUGGGGACGAUCCUUUCAGCGGAAGGAAGAAACCUGAACGCUUUAACGGAAGCACUGAUAACCCGGUUCUUGUGACAGACUCCAAAGGGGAGCUUGGUGGAAUUGUAUCCCGUGGAAUCAAGACAACGGAGACAUUUGAGAUGAAGAAUAUGCCUUGCGUAGAUUAGUGAUUCCUUGAUAACAGCGGGUUUGGUAUUACACUAAACAAGUCGCGGGAGAAGAGUAUCAAUCACUAUAUGAACAAUAGCCUAGAUUUGGCGGAAUAUAUGAACGCAUAUUCGUCCGCGGACAUUAUCUAUUUCAGUUUUCCGAGAGCGGAACUCGAAGAAAACAGUGAGCUUCGAGGAACAGAUGAUCUCCAAGGAAAAAAAUGUGCGCGUACUUCCGCACAAAAUAGAGGCUAUUGUAUUUAUUAGUCUUAAAGUAGUUUCAAACGUGCGUAAAAAAAAUGUUUACGAACAGCUUACUGUUUGUUGCGUGGGAUGUUUUCUUUUGAGUGUUCUCUGGUAUGACUUUAUGAACAAACAAAUGUAGAGCAGAAAUACUUAGCAGAAAAAGAACCAACUGGAUAAUGACAAUUUUCUAUAAGACAUUUUGGAGUGUAGUAUCGCUGAGUAUUACCUUUUUUCUUUACUCAUUGUUCGUAUUUUGACUCGCCCUACGGCCUCGUCAAAAUACUGCACAACUCGUAUGAAUACUCAGCAAUACUACACACUAAAACGGCUAAUAAGAUACAUAGAUGCUUGUUGCUUGUGCUCCGACCUCCUCUUCCAUUUAGAGAGGACUAAAAGAAAGAUCAUAAAAAAGUAUCUGCAACCUAGUAGAAAUUUAUAGUAGGAACGAGCUAAACCAAUUAUUCCCUAGUCGGAAGGUAAAAACCGUGGGAAAAAAAAAACAAACAAACAUACAAACAAAAAGCAAUGCGCCAAAUAACGUCA
Molecule: messenger RNA, 15159 nt
Organism: Pocillopora verrucosa
Lineage: Eukaryota; Metazoa; Cnidaria; Anthozoa; Scleractinia; Pocilloporidae
Source: RefSeq, a predicted model, not a curated record